AUGGAGCGCUGCAGAUUGUCCAAGUCCAUCCGUACAGAGUUGCGACGCGAGAUGUUGUGGAAGGCGCGUUUGCGAGACCACGGCAUCAAGCUUGAUGGUGCCACCAAUUUGACCGAAAUUCGCUUUGCUGACGAUUUAAUGCUGUAUGCCAAGUCGUGGCAAGAGCUUGUUGUCAUGCUGGAGUCAUUGAAGGUUGAGUUGGCGUUUGUUGGUUUAUCGUUGCAUGCAGCGAAAACUCGCAUCUUCACAACUGCCACUUCGCCUGAUACCUCUUUCAUCGACGUUGACGGUAACAUGAUUCCAGUUCUAAGUGACGACGACGCACAUUUGUAUGCUGGACGGAAAGAACGCGGGGACCUUCAACGUCGGUCUGUAACAGAAUUGGCACAUCGCAUCAGUGCAGCAUGGAGCAAAUUCAAUAAGUUGAGGCGUGUACUCGAGAACACGCAUUUGUGCAUCAAAGGCAAACUGAAGCUUUUCAACGCCGCGGAGACGAUGCGACGCAUGAACGCUCGGGUAUCGUUUGCUCUCCAACAACAUCCAAUGCUUCCUUGGUCCAGCGCCCAUUAUGCCAAUCAACACCGGUUCGUGAUGAACCUGACUGUCACGAAUGCCUAG
Symbiodinium sp. CCMP2592 is the source of this 618-nucleotide messenger RNA. The record is from the annotation of a GenBank genome assembly. Lineage: Eukaryota; Dinophyceae; Suessiales; Symbiodiniaceae.